AUUAACAUUUGUAAACGGGAGCGCCUGCAGUUUGUCAAUAAUCUGUUUUGUCAAAUUGUUAUAACAAAAUAAUUUUCAUAAUUUAACUAAAAUAAUCGUGUAGACUGCCCAGAGUCCGCGAUUACUUGUGUAUCAUUUCUGUAGAUCGAUUUUUCAUAUCUGAAUCAUAAUGACCGAAAGAUUUACAUUCGGUGGGUCAGUUGCCCCAAUAACAUGUCAUGCUUGGAACAAAGACAAGACACAAAUUGCUCUAUCGCCAAACAACAAUGAAAUCCACAUCUAUAAGAGAGAUGGCAAUGAAUGGAAACUGAUGGACAUUUUAAAUCAGCAUGAUUUGAGAGUAAUGGGAAUUGACUGGGCAAAGAAUACUAAUCGUAUCGUAAGUUGUGCUGCCGAUCGUAAUGCAUAUGUAUGGCAACAGGGCGAUGACGGAAAAUGGAAACCAACUUUGGUAUUGUUGCGUAUUAAUAGAGCUGCAACUUGCGUGAAAUGGUCUCCUGCCGAAAAUAAGUUUGCAGUUGGUUCUGGGGCACGUUUAAUAUCGGUGUGCUAUUUUGAAUCUGAAAACGAUUGGUGGGUCUCCAAGCACAUAAAGAAGCCCAUCAGAUCAACAAUAACAUCUUUGGAUUGGCAUCCAAAUAAUGUUCUUUUAGUGGCCGGUUCCACCGACUACAAGGUGCGUGUUUUCUCGGCAUAUAUUAAGGACAUUGAAGAUCAACCGACUCCAACUCCAUGGGGCAAUCGUAUGCCAUUGGGUAACUUAAUGGCUGAAUUUAAAAAUUCUACCAAUUCGGGAGGCGGAUGGAUUAAUAAUGUCAGCUUUUCGAGUGAUGGUAACAAAAUCUGUUGGGUAGGCCAUGACAGUUGUAUUAGUGUAGCGGAUGCUACAAAUUCCAACAUUGUCAUACGUUGCAAAACUGAAUAUCUACCAUUUUUGGAUUGCGAAUGGAUAUCAUCAGUGUCUAUUGUGGUUGCUGGUCAUAGCUGUAUACCAUUGGUUUAUGGAUUGCAAGACGAAAAGCUGACUCUUAUUAAUAAAUUAGAUAAGUCUCAGAAGAAAGAGUCUAGUGGUAUAUCAGCAAUGCGAAUUUUUCAGUCUCUCGAUAGAAAUCUACGUACUGAAAAUUCCGAUACGUUUGUCGAUACUAUCCAUCAAAAUGCAAUCACAUGUAUUCGUUUGUACACAGGUGAAAAGUUGGAAUGCACUCGUAUUAGCACUUCUGGAGUUGAUGGUCAAUUGGUCAUAUGGGAUAUUGACACUGGUGUUAAUAAUUCCAUGAAAAGUCUUAAAAUCUAAACGAAGUAGUUACUUUGGCAUACUUGAAAUUGAUUAAAUAAAUGCUAAAUAAAAGUAUUUUUAUCUAUUCGUAAA
Messenger RNA from Calliphora vicina (urban bluebottle blowfly), 1372 nucleotides. RefSeq names its product Actin-related protein 2/3 complex, subunit 1A (gene Arpc1). Gene Ontology annotation, cellular component: actin cytoskeleton; Arp2/3 protein complex. The record is from RefSeq and is a predicted model, not a curated record. The coding region runs from base 170 to 1297 and encodes 375 amino acids. Gene Ontology annotation, molecular function: actin filament binding. NCBI's taxonomy places the organism in Eukaryota, Metazoa, Arthropoda, Insecta, Diptera, Calliphoridae. The transcript is spliced from 3 exons. Gene Ontology annotation, biological process: Arp2/3 complex-mediated actin nucleation.